Schistosoma rodhaini is the source of this 5093-nucleotide messenger RNA. The record is from the annotation of a GenBank genome assembly. Lineage: Eukaryota; Metazoa; Platyhelminthes; Trematoda; Strigeidida; Schistosomatidae.
AGAUUCAAACAAGCAAUACUAAAUGAAUUUACACCUACUGUUUGUUAAUGAUUGAUCCACAAUGCUUUUCAAUUUUCCAUGAACGUAACUGGAAAAAAUCAAUCACUUUACAAUAGCUACUGACCUAUUGUUCAGCCUUGUGUACCGAACAAUCACUGUGGAUCAAAUUUACAUUUUAAUAUUAAGCAAGUUGGUUUGAUAUAGUAGUUCACUGCAACUGAUAAUGAAAAACUGAAAUUUACAUACAUAGUCACUAAUUCUAUUUUCGAUUUUGGUGUCAGAUUAGUAAAGUAUACAUGGAAUCCUAACAAUCAUCAUUUUAUCUUUCUUUUAACUGUUCAGUCACAUCUCUUUCAGGCUUAAAAAUAUUCAUCAAUAAGUGAAUGCAACAAGGAAAAAACGUCAUUGUAAAAUGAAUUGAAUGUCAUAUGUUGAACACUUUUUUUCAUUUUUCCGGUUACUUUUUUUCAGCCAAGUCAACAUUUUGGGAUUGUUCACUAGUUUUUGAUUUUCGUGGUUGGAAAAAAUAACUAAUAAAUAUAUUAUAUUGAUUUCUCACUAAUAAUACCACUAGGUCAGGUCAUCUGAAGAUUAAACAUUGUAGCUCUUCAAACAUAUUGAAUUAUACAUGAACGAAUAUAGAAAAAUAUCAUAUGACACUAGGCAAUAUCAUUACUUCCGAUCAACCCCCACCUUUAGCUACUGAAAAAGUAGAACAAAUAAUUACCAGUCAAGAUUGUGACAAAAGUGAUAUCGUGUUAGUAGAGUCAGGUGAGUUCCUUGAGGAAGAUCACGCUGAUUACUCCUCGAAAGAACAAGAAUUUGGGUUGGAUAAAGUUACUUGUUAUCAACAAUUGGAUAUAGUUGAUGACGAAGGAGCCUUAGUAUUCGACAACGACCUUCCAUCACCUCCGAUUUCAGUUUGUGAAGAGUUACAUAAAGAGGAUACUGAGGAAUUAUCACCAUUUCCUUUGACACAUUCAGCAAUUCCAGAAAAUUGUAUCAAAUCCGAAUCAUCGUCAAAUAACCAACCACAAGCGAUACCUGAAUACUGUACAGAUAUUAAAAUCGGACAAAUUGUGGGUGAAACUUUAGAUACAAUAAGUGAUCAUUACUUAGUCGAACCAACUAAUCUUUAUUCAGAUCCCAUUCUAUCUACAAAGAACUUUACAGAAGAAGACGCUGAAAAUUCACUAGAAGAGCCUACUGAAGAACAAUUGAAUAGUCAAUCCGUUGACUACUUAGAAAAAAAUAUUGAUAUAGAGGUUCAAGUUGACCAACAGAACGACGUCACUAGUAUAUUUGAACUAAAAGGCAAAACAAACACUGAAAAAGAAUCAACAGAAUCGCUUGACUUUCAAGAAGAAUCAAUCAGUUCAUUGAAUCCUGAAAACGAGGCAACCGAACCAUCUUACGUAGAGAAAGAAUCCCCUACAUUAUCUACCAGUGACAAACAAAUUGAUAAAUCUUCUGAUCUUGACGAAGAAAUAACUAACCCGGUUUACACUGAGAAAGCAACAAACGUUCCUGGUAAAUCAGAAAAUUUUCAAAUUUUACUACCAUCUGUUGAAAUCUCGAAUUCUUUAACAUCUACUGAAUUUUGUCCAGAAGAAGAAGAAGUCGUAGUAGUAGACGAGCACGGAAGAAAUAUUAGUUCUACAGUUGACGCUGAACUACUAGACGAAACACAUUCUAGCGCUUUGUUCGUACAGUCUGUAACAUCAUCAAUACUAACCGACUCACCAAAUCACUUGACAGAUACUAAUUAUCGAAAUUCGUUUGCAUCUAGUGAAGUUGUACCAUCAAAACAUACUUUGUCGAUUGAUUCUUUAAGUGAAUCUGUAAAUAAUACUACAAAUACUAGUAACAAUAACGAUAAUUUAAAAGAAUUAACACUGAACACUUUAAAUUGUGAUACAUCAAUGAGUACCACAGUUGGUGUAUCUGAUAUUACGGCUGAUCAAUCGGAAAUCAAUAGAGAAUCAUACAUUUCAUAUCCAUCGUAUGAAAUUGACAAUACGCCAUCUCAAAGUUCUUUCGGACAUUUAAAUCAUCUGAAUCAUGAUGAAUAUCAAACCAGAUUAAAUGGUGGCGAAGAUGAAUAUUUACCAGGUGAUAUUAAAGAAAAUAUUAGUGGAAAUAAUAAUAGUAAUGAAGAUAUUCCCACUAACGAUGAUCGAUCAGAGUAUACUAAUAUGAAAACAGAAGAAAGUUAUCACGAUUCUACGUGUCCAUCGCAUUCAGAACAAGAAUUGGAUCAAGACAUUUUGAAAAAUGAACAUGGCAAAAAUGAACUGAUCCCUGAACAAAAUAUGGAAUGUUUAAAUAUUCAAAAUGUUGAAAAUCAACAAAAAUUAUCUUUUAAUCAAAUCAAAGAAGAUUUAGAGAAAAAGAACGUGACUGGUUCCCUUCAACCACUACGACCUGAACAAUACAUUAUGCAUCAUCAAGCUGGUUUGAUUAAACAACAAGAAAUGUUAGUUUUAAAUCCACAAACUGGUGAUGUAUUAAGUGAUCAAUAUUCAUCACAUCAUCAAACAAAUACAAUAACUACAGGUGGCACACAUCACUUCGCUAGAAAUAUAACAUCGACUAAUUCUGUGGUAGUUCCUGCAGGCGGAAAUGUUAGUGGUCCUCCAGUUGGAUCUGGAACAGUAGCGGGUCAACAGAAAGGUUCUACUAUUUAUCCUAAAACUGGUCAAAAUCCUAUUGAUGGAGGAACAAAUGGAGGUGUUGGUGCUAACAGCAGUGGAAGUGCUGGUGGUGGUCCUAGCAAAAGCGGAACUUUAGUUGGUGGUGGUUUGGAUAGAUCUCGACAAGUAUAUAAUAUGUUUGAAUGUCAAAUGUCACAACUUACAGUAUUUCUGGAUCGUGCACUUAUAUGUAGACGUAUUAGACCACGUUUCAAUGCAUCGGAUAUUACAGAAGUUGUUUUUGAGCAUUUAUCACCAGCUAUUGAUAAAGAUUCUAUUCGUGUGGAAAUUCGUGGAGCUGCAACUAUUCUAGAUGUGAGCUUCUCAGCAAAAUCAUUAUCUGGUGAAGAAGACACUUGGUCACAAUGUGUUAAUGAGCUAUUAGUUGAAUUACGUCAAUGUCGUCGUCGUGCAGAUAAUCUAGUCAAUAGAAUUAUUCGUACAGAAAAACAACGUUGUGUUCUUGAAACAUUUGCUGAUAGUUUGUCACGUCGUGAAGAUGAAAUUCUAUUGGGCGGUAGUCAUUAUGGCCAUACGACAUUGAAUAAUAUACCAAAUCAUACAGGUGUUGUAGAUCAAGUAAAUAAUAUCUCAUCACAAGGAGCAACAUUAUCGGGAGGAACAACAGCAAAUGCUCAAAUGGCCGCAACGACUGCGGAACAUAAAUCUAUAAAUGAUGUCACCAAUCCUUAUGAUCCAAAAAAUGUGGAAACGUUGCAUAAAUUUCUUGAAAUUUACAAAGAUGAAGCUGAACGAUUUGAUACAGUUUUAAUGGAUACAACCGAAGAAUUGGAACAAGUUCGCACACGAAUUGAGACAUUGGAAAAAGAAGUUCGUGAUAUAGAAUUAAAGCAAGAUGAACACUUAGCCAGAGAAUUAAGUGUACUUGUUGAACCAAGAGAAACAGGUCAAGUUGAAAUGCUUGUUUCUUACGUGGUAAAUCGUUGUGGAUGGAAACCAGCUUAUGAUAUUCGUAUUUUUAACAAUGAUGGAACAAUGAAAAUAGUUUAUUAUGGUAUGGUUCAACAAGCUACUGGUGAAGAUUGGGAAACACGUUAUAUGACUUUAUCGACUGCGCAACCCGGUAUAGGUGGUACAGUUCCACAUUUAGGCAUACAAAGAGUACAUUUUCGUAGAGACAUAUCGCCUGAUUCUAGUCGUCAAUUACAAAGUGUAGACAAAUCUAAUUUAAAUGAAAAAACAUCUCGACUACCAUCUGCUGGUACAACUCCUACUUAUUCUAAACGUAUUUCUGCCAAUGCAGCUGUAUUUUAUCAAACACCUCCAUUGCAACGUUCCGAUUUUACGCGUGGUUUAAAUGAUAAUAUUUCAUAUGAAAUGACUGAUCGUCUUUCUGAAUAUUAUGACAAUUCAACUGAAUAUUACUCUACACUUGGACGAAGUGAUAGUAUGGCAUCAACUACGUUGCAUUCAUCUCUUGGUCGUCGAAAUAAACUACAUCCAAGAUCGAAAUCACGUGAAACAAUACGUACUAUAACUCAGCGUGAUGGUAUCACACCAUCUGGAACACUGCAACGCGGUGGUAGUAUUGAAAGUACUUAUGCAACUGGAUUACGUCCCUCUAGCACUAGACCUAUCAGUAGACGUACAUUAGGAUCAAGUAUGCUGUUCAAUUCCGUCACUUCUCAGAAUCCUUUGUUAACAAAUCGAAUUUCUAAUUUAAUGAAUUCACAGCCUGCACUAUUGCCUACACCACAACAACCUGCACCGUCUGUUGGAACAGUUGCAACGAUACAGCUGGAGGUCCCAAGACCCCCUGCAAUAAUUCGGUGUGAUAACGAACCCAAUCGUGUCACGGUCGGGUUGUUAGAUUUACAACCACGUUAUGAAUACGUAACUGUGCCAAAGCGUUCUUUGUAUGCUUAUUUGAAAGCGACAGCCGUGAACAAUACGGAAUUUUCUAUCUUGGCUGGUCCAACUAACAUAUAUGCGGAUAAUACUUUUAUUGGCAAAUCUGAAAUACGUGCUGUCGCUCCAGGAGAAGAGUUUAAUUGUCAUUUAGGAGCUGAGAAUGGUAUAAAAAUACUGUAUCGCCCAUUAUUCAAAUAUCGUGAAGGUACCGGUUCGAGUGGGAAAAAUGCUACAAUGACAUUUAAACAAUUAAUUGAAGUACGUAAUACAUUUGAUCGUCGUGUACGUCUAAUGGUUGUUGAUCAAGUUCCGGUCAGUGCAGAGGAUAAAAUUAAAGUUAACCUUUUAGAGCCGACAAUUAAACAUCCAGAAAAAUAUGAUAAAAAUAGACCAAUCAGAAUGAAUAAAUUCAAUAAUGUUGAAUGGGACUUGGAUCUAGGUCCAGGUGAAAUUCGUGAAUUAACACUAAAAUAUUCAGUGGAACAUCCAAUCAAUGAAGAUUUAGACGUUUCUGUUUCUGAAAAUUAA